Molecule: messenger RNA, 6076 nt
Organism: Cotesia glomerata
Lineage: Eukaryota; Metazoa; Arthropoda; Insecta; Hymenoptera; Braconidae
Product: serine/arginine repetitive matrix protein 2-like
Exons: 6
Coding region: 101-5992 (1963 amino acids)
Source: RefSeq, a predicted model, not a curated record
CAUACACACAGUGAUGAAAGAAAACGUUUCGGUGCGUUCGGAGCGUCACGCUUGUAAAAUAUCAACAAUUGAAAAUAUUUAAUAAUAAGUAACAAAAAAAAUGGAAAACACAUCGGAAACAGUUGAGAAUAAUGGAGACAUUAGUUUUGGAGAAGCGAGGUGUAACAAGUGUGAAAAAUAUAAAAUUGACUUUUUGUGUCUCAAGUCAAAAAUAUUCAAAUCAAAAGAACUAAUAGAAAAAUACAAAAUCCUGAAAGAAAACCUUUACAGAGCAAAAGAAUGCACAAAAGAAAAAGAAAAACUCCUCGAAAGCGAACGAAGCGCAAAUAAAGCGUUCCGCCUGAAGAUGAACUCAGAAAAGCUGGCAAUAAACACAGUAACAAAAGAAAAAUCUCAGUUGAUAAAACAGAUCGAGGAACUAGACACGAAGCUCCAGGCCCAAACAAAGUAUAACGAGCAGCUGAGUUCAAAAAUCGAGGAGCUGGAGAACGAGUACAAAGAAAAAUUAAUGGACAAAGACCUGAAACUUUCAGGACUUAAAUUAGACAACCAAGAGCUGAAGAAAAAGCUUCAGGCGUACCAGAAAAAAGACCCGAAGUUAGCGAAGAAAAUGGAGCUAUUAGAGAAGCAGAAGAAGCUAAAAAAGUCCCAGCCGUUUAACUCGACCCGGCACACGGGCUUGGUCGACCUCUCUGCCCUGGAUAACGUCUCCGAGGAACCUGGAAACUCCCCGGAACACGAGGUCGACAUUCCCCUGGAGCAAGAGGUUGAUAUUUCCCUGGAAGACAUUUCAACAAGGGACCAAGGAACCGACACCUGCGACCUCUCCUUUGAGGUAGUUCCUGCCCCCAGAAAACGCGGUUCCAAGAAGAUCAUGCGGAACAUGGAGUGCCAGGUCGGUCCCAAGCUCCAGGAUCAGUCUACCAUAACCGAGAACGUGAGUCGUCGUCAGGAAUUGUAUCCUCUGUACUGCAAAGAGUGUCACAAAUCCCUUGGCCCGAAGCCGAUCGACGAAAUCUUGAACACCAUGACCUCCCUUUCGCCUAAACUUGACGCUAUAGAGCCUCCAGAAGCCCCCAGAAGGUCCUUACCAUUUAUUUUACCCUCCACGAGCACCUACAAUGACGAUGUAACCCAAAACGCGGUCGAAAUAGCGCGAUUUGCUUCUCGACAAGAUGGCGGACAGGUGUCACAAAAUGGCGGAGAGAAAAUUGAAAAGAGACUGGGAAGGAUUGAAAAACAGCUCAAAGGGUUACAGAAGGGACAGGCUCCGUGUUGUGGACACACUGGUGGAGGGGAUUUGCAGGUUAACUUGCUGACGACGCUCCUGGAGAAAGUUUUGAGGAAGAGUCCGGUUAAGAGGAAACGGAAGGAACUGAAGGGAAGAGUUGCUAAGAAAAAAGUCAAGAGGAAUUCUCGAGUUCAUGAGAAGAGUUCUAGGUCUAGGAAGAAGAAACGUUCGAGAAUGUCUAGGAGUUCGUCUAGAAGUUCGUCUGAUAGUUUAAGUUCUGAGAACUCGAGUUCUUCUGAAAGUUCUAGAAUUUCGAGUUCCUUGAGAAGUUCUUCAAUGUCUAGGAGUUUGUCUAGAAGCUCUAGAAAGUCAUGUUCCAGGAACCGUAAGGGUUCCAGUUCUAGGAACCUUUCUCGUGUUGGUUCUAGGAACCGUAAUAGUCCAAGUCCCAAGAACAACAAACGUUCUUUAGAUUCUAGAUCUAGGAACCUUGAACGUUCCAUAGGUUCCAAUUUCAAGAAUCUUUCUCGUUCAAGUUCCAGGAACUGUAAUGGUCCUAGUCCAAGUUCCAAAAACAACAAACGUUCCAGAUCUAAGAACCGUGAGCCCUCCGUAGGUUACAAUUCCAAGAAUCCUUCUCGUUCAAGUUCCAGGAACUGUCAUAGUCCUAGUCCAAGUUCUAAGAACAACAAGCGGUCUAACAGUUCCAGUUCCCAGAAUCGCAAUCAGUCCAGGAACCGUGAGCGUUUCAAGAGUCUUAGUAAGGAACUAACUCCCAGAAGUUCUUCAAAGGAUUCUAUUUUGAGCCGCGUUCGUAAACCUAGAAGAAGAUUAAUAUCAGACGACGAACUGGAACCGUUCCAAGAACCAACGAACAGCGAGAGUGAUAUCAGCGUUCCAAAGUUCAAGAACCCUGUGUCUGCAGUUAAGAACCGACCCAAUCCUGAAAUGUUUAGUCCAGAUUUGAUAUCUAAAACUAUAAAUAACACUCUAGAAGUUCCGGAACCUAAACGCAAGGGAACCAAGGGUCCGAAGACUACUGCGCAAGUGCAGACGCAGUUACUCAAGAAGUUGAGGAAAUUGAAGACCAAUAAACCGGCGACGACUCCCUGUUCCGGUUCCUUGACGCCCACGGAAGUUUGCGAAGUUACGAAGCGCAAAAGAAUUGCCCAUGUUCCAAAGGAACAGGGAGAGGUUACGCAGCCGGUUAAAAAGAGAAAGACUAGAUCGAUGGCUGCUAAGAAAAGUGAUUGUUCCGGUGAAAUACCGAAGGAUGUUAUGGAACCUGAGAACGGAACCGAGAACAAAGAAACUAAGGUUCUAGAAAGUUCUUCACCGAAGGCUAUUUUGUUGAAAGAAGUUCCGGCUGUCAAGAGGCGUGGUAGACCUCCGAAAAAUAAGGAGGAUGGGGUGGUCAAGAAAAAGUAUACUAGAAAAACAGUUCCGGGGAAAAAAGCGGUUCUAGAAAGUUCCGAGGCUUCAGAUAAUGUUCCAGAAAGUUUAAAAGAAGUUCCAAGUGAAAAUGAAAGUAGUUUAGAAGCUGAGAACAGUAGAAAAAAAGUUCUGGAGGGUUUGGAACCUGAAGCAGCUGAGGGUUCGGAAGUUCUGGAAAGUUCCAAGACAGAUGUGGAAAAUUCUGAUGUUAGUACAGUUCUGGAAAAAUUUGAGGUUCUAGACAAACCACAAGCUAUGGAAACUUCUGAUACUCCAGUUGUAGAAAAUUCUAAGGAGAGUUUAAAAGUUUUAGAAAGUUCGAGUGAUCAAACUUCAAAAGUUGUGGAAAGUUUGAAUUCUGAGACUCCGGACCUUCUAGAAAAAUCAAUUCCAGAACGUUCAAGUGCCCUGUCUUUGGAAGCUCUAGAAAGUUCUGAUGAAGAAAAUUCAGUUAUAGAACGUUCAAAUGUUAAGACUUCAGACAUCAAAGAGACUCCAGAACUUCUAGAAAGUUCAACUGUCAAAUCUUCUGAAGGUAGUAAACUCGCUGACAUAGGACUUCCACUUCUAGACAGUUUAAUCGACGAGACUCUAGAACAUGAACAUUCCGUCAACAGUCCAGAAGUUAUGGAUAGUUUAAACACCGAGUCUCCAGCAAGUCCAGAUCCAGAAGGUUCCAUUGAAGCGAAUCUGACAAAUAUAUUAACUGAAACUUCAGCAGAACCCAAUAAUCUAGAACUGGAACCAAAAGAAUCAAAUGUAGAGAACAUUCUAAAAUCUCCUGAAUCUCCAGAUCCUACAUCUGACGAACUAAUUCUAGAUACCGCCACAAGUUCUGAAUCUCCUGAAAUUUCUCUCGGCAUCGACAUCGCAAUGAAUAUAGAGAUUUCCGAAGAAGACACCGCAGUAAGGUCGGAGUUGAAGGAUAUGGUUGUAGAAAGUUCCUCAGAAGCUUCCGAUAUCGAGAUGGACGUUGAGACGACUCUAGAACCUGCAUCUCCAGAACCUGAGACUGAAGUUCCGGAAAUAAUUACAGAUACUUCCGAGAAUGCUACAAUUUCAGUUCCGAAGAUUCUAGAACCAAUAAAACUAGUCACAGUACCUAGAAUGCUUCCGAAAACUAUCGAGAAACCUUGCAAGUCCAACAAACCCAUCGCUCUAGGACGCAAAAGUUCCAACGCCAAGAUGCCAGAAGUGAUCGUCACGAAACCCGAUUCUGAAGUUCUCGAAAGCCAGAACAGUUCCAUGAAUACUAGAACUUUGAGAAGUCGCACUGUUUCUAUUAGUCCGUCACGGGUUCUGCCAAAAAUUCGUAGAAUUUCACCAACAAAAAAUCUUCCAGAAGUUCCGCUGAUAUCUCCUGGAACUCUAGAAAAUGACUCGAAGCCUUUAGAAUCUAGAAUCUUGAUUAAUGGAACAGCUGUUCCUAGAACCUUAGUUCCCGGAAUAACCAGUCUUGUCACUAAUGUUCCUGGAACAUUGGAUCAUAAUAGCUCAGUUCCUGGAACAGCAGCUCUUAAAGACUCAGUUCCUGCAACACCAGUUCCCAGAACAUUCGUUCCUGGAAGUUCAGUUCCUGGAACAGCAACUCUUGAAAACUCAGUUCCUGGAUCAGUGACUCUUGAAAACUCAGUUCCUGGAACAUCCGUUCCUAGAACCAUGGAACCACCAUUAACAACUGAAAUCUUACUAAAAAAUUCCGAUUCUCAUUCAGAAAAUUCAAAUGUUCCAAAUGAACAUCAACGCCAAAGAAGCAUCCAGAACCUUCUAGAUUUCUACCUCUUGACAAGAACCACGCCUGUGAUCAUCCAGAACUCUGGCUUGCACAGAAAUGUUGCCAUAAUGCUGUCAGACUCCGCGACGAAGAAAAUCAUAACCGAGUUCCAGCGAUUUCUAGACUCCGAAUGGACUUGCGAACUCAACAACAGUUUAAUCGCGAACUUGAGAAACCUGGAACCCGUCAGCAUCGCUAGUGCUCUUGUAGAAGUUCUGAAAGAACGCGCAGAACUACAUGAACCUCUAAGUUACGAACACACGCCACCAGCGCCUCCUAUGACUGUUUCUCAGCAUAAGUUCAUCGGGUUCUUGGCCAAAUUCGAAAUUGAACGACCUGGAACCAUGGAACACGUCAUGGUUAUCAUUGCUCAAUCAUUGUUCAAGAUUAAAACGAACAAAGACGACGAUGAAAUCGAUGUCGAAGCUCUGCAGGCACUGUCUAGGUUCUUUAUUUUGAUUACCAAGAUCAAGAAAGAUCGGGAACGUGCUAGAAUUUUCUUAUGCGACGCCCUCUACGCUCUUCAGAAAAAAACUUUUUAUAUCUUACAUAUCUUUAUGACUUGCUGGGCUGAAGUUAUUCCACGUUAUGACGAAAGUACCAUGAGUUUUUUACCGAAAAGGGAAAAUUUGACACAAAAUGGCGGCCAGGGAACACAAAAUGGCGGCUCUGAACAAGAUGGCGGUCAAGUAAACCAAACUCCAAGCUUUUAUAGCGAAAUUAGUGAAACUUUACCUUUAAAGACUGUUGGAAGCCCAAAUGGAGGACAAGGAUCACAAAAUGGCGGACGUGGACAAGAUGGUGGACUAGGAACACAAAAUGGAGAUCCUACCAGUCAAAAUGGCGGACAAGGAACACAAAAUGGCCGCGGUAGACAAAAUGAUGUGAUAGAAACCCGGAAAAAAUAUUUAGUAAUUAGUAUCGCGACUGUUAUUAAAAAUCACCGAGAUCAUUCGAAAAACGAUAACAUAAGUCAAAAAAUUAUUAAUGUAAAAAGAUUACUCAAAACUUUGUACAAUUAUCCCGAUGAGUUUAUAAGUACGAAGGUAAUCGAGAAUUUGUUGGAAGCGCUAAAGGUCAAGAGAGACAACAGCUGUUUAAUAGCCGCCAUUGUUCUGCUCGCCAAGAGAGAGGGCUCGAAUUGGACUUCUCAACAUGUCGUGCCGAAGUUGGUCAAGAUGGUCGACACAGGUGGCGCCAGAAAUAACGCCUAUGAUAUUUUAACGUUACUCGGUUAUAUUUUGCGACCAUUCCCACUAAACGAUGAAAGCAAACAAGUAGAGAACGUUAUCAACCGAUUAUGUCAGAUUUUAGACGCCAAAACUGACCCAGUUGAAUUUCAAGAAGGAGCCGCAAUGGCGCUAAUGUCGCUCGCGAGAAACAAUUUUGCCAAAAGUGCGCCGACACUUCUCAGAUGGCGCCCCAGUCGGCCAAUCACAGGCGAGCUAAAGACUAAGCUCCAGCACUGGUUCGAGUCGAGGACACCGCAAUAUUGGAACCAGUUCCUCAAAAAUAAUGACCUCACAGUUGGAAAAGGGUCCAAGUUGAAAUAAUUUUUCAAUAAAUUAGUCUAAUUAAUUAUUUAAUUUUAUUUUCUAGAAAAAAAAAAAAAUUCGAGGCUAAAUUAUAAAAAAAAA